This is a messenger RNA of Zophobas morio, 3223 nucleotides long. It is a transcript of the gene arm2, whose product is annotated as armadillo segment polarity protein-like. Gene Ontology annotation, molecular function: nuclear receptor binding; alpha-catenin binding; cadherin binding. Bases 335 to 2656 code for a protein of 773 amino acids. The record is from RefSeq and is a predicted model, not a curated record. Gene Ontology annotation, biological process: positive regulation of transcription by RNA polymerase II; cell-cell adhesion; canonical Wnt signaling pathway. The transcript has 8 exons. Gene Ontology annotation, cellular component: cytoplasm; nucleus; catenin complex. Lineage: Eukaryota; Metazoa; Arthropoda; Insecta; Coleoptera; Tenebrionidae.
AUGUGUCAACAACCGACUGCAGCCCGUAUUACACCCACAAAUCCCCAAAAAAAGAAAAACAACAAGUAAAUUCCGCAUAUUUUCGGUCGAGUUUUAAUACGAAAAUAAAAUUAUUUUUACGCUUGUUCUGUUGCUCAAAAGUUGAGAUAAAUUUGCGCCGCUCUAAAAUUCCUGCCAUCGUGUAAACGCCAUUUUAUAACCUUGUUUUGUCGUAAGUGACUCCAUGAAAACAUGGACGCGUUGGUAUCAAUUUAACCAAAAGUAGUGUUUAUUAAUUAAACAAGUGCAGUUAUAUUGCUGGUAAUCGCCGUAUUUCCUUUGGUACCUGUUCGCUAUGAGUUUCCUGCAACAAAACGCAAACAGAACAAUGCCUCAGGGGCACUUCCAGCGUGCCCCCAACGACCUCCCGGUCAUGUCCGCGAAGGAACAAACCCAAAUGUGGCACCAGAACUCCUACAUGGAUGACUCUGGGAUCCACUCGGGUGCUUCCACCCAAGUCCCAUCCAUCAGCAGCAAAGAAGAGGAGAUGGACCUCUUCGACCUGGACACGCACAGGUUCACACAAAAUCAUGACGAGAUCAACCAAACCGGCCCCCAAACAGUACCUGCCACCAUGUUCCAAGACACCUUGGACGAAAACAUUGACAUUUCCUCGCCGCAGUUCCAACAGUGUGUUCCGGAGCCGCCCCCGGAAAUCGAAAAGCAACACCCGGUGAAUUUGAUGGACUAUCAGGACGACACGGACCUAGUGACUCGUGCCAUCCCGGAACUGACUAAACUCCUGGGUGACGAAGACCAAGUGGUCGUGUCUCAAGCGGCCAUGAUGGUCCACCAGCUCUCGAAACGGGAGACCUUCAGGCUCGCCAUUCUGAGCAGUCCGGAGAUGUUGGGUGCUCUGGUUCGUGCCAUUUCCAAUUCCAACGACCUGGAGACGACGAAGAGCGCCAUGGGGACUAUCCACAAGCUGUCGCAGCAUCGGACCGGGCCGUUAGCUAUCUUGAAAUGCGGCGUGCCAGUCCUGGUGCAACUGUUGAGCUCACCCGUGGAGAGUUUGUUGUUUCUGGCCAUAACGACGUUGCACAACUUGUUGUUGUACCAGGAGGAGGCCAAGGUGGCGGUGCGGAACGCCGGAGGAUUGCAAAAACUGGUGACGUUGUUGCGCAAAGACAACGUCAAGUUCUUGACGGUGGUCACCGAUUGUCUCCAAAUCCUCGCCUACGGCAACCAAGAGAGCAAACUGAUCAUUUUGGGGGCGCAGGGUACCACCGAGCUGGUGCGCAUCAUGCGAACCUACGACUACGAGACCCUGUUGUGGACGACAUCGCGGAUAUUGAAGGUGCUGUCGGUCUGCUCCAGCAACAAGUCCGUGAUCAUCGAGUGCGGCGGGCUCUUGACUUUGGGUAAACACCUCUGCAGCACCAGCCCCCGCCUGGUACAAAACUGCCUCUGGACAAUCCGCAACCUCUCCGACGCCGCCACGAGAGUCAACGGCCUGGAUGACCUCCUCGUGUCUUUGGUGGACUCCCUCAACUCCAAAGACAUCCAAGUCGUCACCUGCGCCUCUGGCAUUCUUUCCAACUUGACGUGCAACAAUGAAUGGAACAAGAAACUCGUCUACGAAAUGAACGGCAUUGACACCAUUAUUCACACGAUCCUCGUCGCCGAAGACCGCGAAGAAAUCACCGACCCGCUGGUGUGCACUCUGCGGCAUCUCACGGCGAAGAGCGAAUUCUCCGAUAGAGCUAGGAGGGACAUCGUGGAGAGCAGCGGCAUCCAGGUGAUAAUGAAGCUCCUGAAUACGUCGUGUAGCUGGCCGGUGGCUAAGGCGCUAAUCGGGCUAAUUCUCAACCUGGCGCGCUAUCCAGAUAACGUGGGACCGCUGCGCGAGUGCGGAGUGGUCCACCAUUUGAUUCAGCUGCUCCUGCGCACUUUCCAGGACAUCCAGAGGAGGGGCGGCGGGGCGCAGAGGACGGCGAACGGGGUGAGGAUGGAGGAUAUCGUCGAGGGGACUGUCAACAUUUUGCAUAUACUGUCACGUGAUUUGUUUUCGCGGACGAUCAUUCGCCAGGAGAUGGCGAUACCGAUAUUAGUACAGCUUCUGUACAACGAGAAGGAGAGCAUACAGAGGGCUGCGGCGGCGGUGCUCACCGAACUGGCGGCGGAAAAGGAGGGGGCAGAUAUUAUCGAGCAGGAAGGGGCGACGACGAUUUUGACGGAGCUGUUGCACUCGCGCAACGAAGGUAUCGCCUCCUAUGCGGCGACAAUAUUGUACAGGAUCAACGAGGAGAGGUCCCAGUUCCAGGAGGAGACCAUCUGGAAUCCCGACUUCGAGAUGGUCGCGGAGCUGCAAGAGAUUUUGAGUUCUGACCAAUCAUAUAAUAAUGUUUAUAAUCAAGAGACAUCCAGUGUGCACAGCAAUCACAGUAGCCAACCUUUUCAGCAGCAAGGAUUUAACCAGGUACCAGUAGAAAUGCCCGGGUUGGAAAUGAGCGCACACGAUAGCGGCAAUAGCUCUAGUUACUCUGCAUUGUUAGAAGCUAUGGAGGUCACGAUGGCCGAUACAGAUUCUGAUUUGAAUUUUAACAAUAUCAACCAGUUGCCUUCCACACCACAAGAUAACCAAGCCACAGAUUGGUACGAUAAUCCAGAAUUUUAGUUUUUUACUGAAUAUUUGUGAUACAGACUAUAAUUAUUUAUUGCAUGCUUUGUACGAUAGCUACCGAAAGAGACUUAAGCAACAGCAAUAUUUUACGUCGUAAGACUUUAUUUUAGUGUUUCUAUUAAUCAAUCGUAUUCCUAUACUUAGAUUUACGUAUGUACUAGUAUAUCACGACCAUUUAGACUUUAGCAAUAAUGUGUUGAAAAUGCCGUAGCUUUACAUAAUUACCGACAAAGAGAGUAAUUAUUUAUUUUUAUUACGUAACAUAAUUUUAUAUUUAUUAGGUUUUAUUUGCUUUAAACAAAAGAAACAAGAUGAAAUUUCGUAACAAAAGUUUCGUGCUUCAUUAUUGAUCUCCAUUAUUUAUUUUAUUAUGUGCGAUAAUAGGUAUAACCGAGGACGGAACAAGCAGUGACAAAAAGUUACAAAUUUUUUUUCACGCGUUAAUGAUUUCUAUAAGAAGUUACGCAGUUUUAUCUUGUGUUAAAAUUAUUUUAAAAGCAAUUGUUAGCACUGCCUUUGUUCAUAUUCUUAUUUAUGUUAUUAGUAAAAUAUUUAACCAGA